This is a messenger RNA of Lampris incognitus (smalleye Pacific opah), 1730 nucleotides long. It is a transcript of the gene nudt4a, whose product is annotated as nudix (nucleoside diphosphate linked moiety X)-type motif 4a. The coding region runs from base 322 to 948 and encodes 208 amino acids. Gene Ontology annotation, cellular component: cytoplasm; nucleus. The transcript has 5 exons. Gene Ontology annotation, biological process: diphosphoinositol polyphosphate metabolic process; diadenosine hexaphosphate catabolic process; diadenosine pentaphosphate catabolic process. NCBI's taxonomy places the organism in Eukaryota, Metazoa, Chordata, Actinopteri, Lampriformes, Lampridae. Gene Ontology annotation, molecular function: endopolyphosphatase activity; bis(5'-adenosyl)-pentaphosphatase activity; diphosphoinositol-polyphosphate diphosphatase activity. The record is from RefSeq and is a predicted model, not a curated record.
UGUCAGUGAUUGGCUGACAGCGGCGCGGAGCCGUCAUGGUGUUCAGUUUAUACAAGCAGCGCUACUCCGCAGCGCCGCAGCCGCAGCGCUACUCCGCCGCCGCCGCCGCCGCAGCGCUACUCCGCAGCCUCCGCAGCGGAAUGAAUAAAGUGCGCGUUUUUUCCACCCGGCUUAUGUAAAGACGGUGCGUCGAGGGUCCUUUAUUUAUGUAUUUCUGUGGCCGCUCGACCCGCUAAAGGGACUCGGUCCGGUUGGAUCCUGAUUUCGACCCCCCCCCCUCCGCAUUUUGACGUUUUCCAGGGUUUAGAAGAUUUGGACUUUAUGAUGAAGUUUAAACCCAACCAGACCAGGACGUAUGACGGGGAGGGCUUCAAGAGGCGAGCGGCGUGUUUGUGCUUCAGGAACGAGAAGGAGGACGAGGUGCUGCUGGUGAGCAGUAGUCGACAUCCGGAUCAGUGGAUCGUGCCAGGAGGAGGAAUGGAGCCGGAGGAAGAACCCUGUGGCGCCGCUGUCAGGGAAGUGUUUGAGGAGACGGGUCAUUCAGAUGCUUAUCAGCUGUUUGGUUUUCUUGCUGCCUGCCUCUCUGCACAGGCCGGCGUGAAGGGCAAGCUUGGCAGACUGCUGGGGGUUUUUGAGCACAACCAGGACAGAAAGCACAGGACAUACGUCUACAUCCUUAUUGUGACGGAGACACUGGAGGACUGGGAGGAUUCCAUCAAUAUAGGGAGGAAGCGGAAGUGGUUUAAGAUCGAUGAAGCUACAAGAGUGUUGCAGAGCCACAAGCCUGUCCAUGCAGAGUACUUACAUAGACUUGCAUCUACCUGCAACCCCACCUGCAGUCCGGCCUAUUGCCCCACUAAUGGCAACACCCCUGUGUCUCCAAUGAUGGACAAAAAUGCUUCUCACUAUGUCUGCUCCACAAAGGGCUCAGAUCUAGUCAACAGAUAGGACAGUCAUCAACAGCAGCUGCCAUCAGCAAAACAACACCCACAGAAGGACUCCAGAAUGGACCCAAUUACUGAAAAAAGACUUUUGCAUCAUAUACGCUAUUUAUGCAGCCUUUUUAUAUGUACAGUAUGGACUUCUUUGAUUUGAAGCCCUUUUCACAUGGGUUUGAAGAGUGCCAAAAUGUGUUGAAAAUACAUUUAGAGUUUUAUAUGCACAUUUUUAACACAUAAUCACCACCGAAUAGAGCUUGAAUCUUGUUUCUGUAGAGCAUUUUUCCAAUUCAGAGCUUAUGCAAUUUAAAGGUCAUGUUAGUCUUACAUGUGAAACGAUACUUGAUUGGUAGUGCACACUGUUUGGGUGGUGUUCUUGACGUCAGCAGAGGGAAGUGUUGGCUCUGAAAGGAAGCCAUCUCCCAUGGUGACUCACUGCCAAAUAAUGUCCACCAUCAACACUUUUCAGUGUAAUGAAGAUGUCUAAUAACAUAAACAGAUAUUUUGUUACAAUUCAAUUUUCUGAGUAAACUGUAAUUACAGUGUAAAUCUGUUUCUCUUUUCUUUUUUUUAAUGCAAGUGUAAACAAAAAUAUGAAGUCUUUUUGUGAAUGUAAAAUCUGCUGAACCUGGGAUCAGCCAGCCCGGGGCUAGAAAUGUAAUCUAAGCUACAUUACCACAGCUCACUAAUGGUAGCUAAUGCAGUCUAACUAAGUCUUGUGACACAUUUGGAAGACACAGAUGUGGAGUGGUAAUUUGUACCAUUUACAAAUGAGUGAUGACAAAAUUAUAA